CCCGCGUCUCCGUUCAGACGCACGCGCCUCGUGCCCGCCGCCCGGUUCAGUGACACGUGCAGUGUUGGUGAUAUAAAAUAACACUAGUGACAGUUGCAUUUCCUGAUCUGAGACGCCGACGAAGGUUUUAUCGUCGAAGUGCAUUGGAUUACUAUUUGAAGCAAGACAUAGAAUGAUCGCUUGAAGAAAGCGAAGCGUGCAGUCAGAGCAAGGAUCUAACGAGCAAGAGAAGAUGUUCGGCGGCAGCGGCGGUGGUGGCGCGUACGGUGGCGACUGCGCCGACGGGUACGGCCUGGGCUACGUGGCGGGCGGCGGUCGACUGCAGCAGUACGCGCACUUCGCGCCUCAUCAGACUUGGCAUCACCACGCGGCGCACCACGACACCUACGCAGGCGGCAGUGGAGUCGGUGCCGUCGGCGGCGUCGGCUCAGUGGCCGGCGGGCUGUACGGGCAGAACAUGGUGAUGGGUUCCUGGUGCGCGCCCUACGACGCUCUGCAAAGACCACCCGCAUACGAUGGCGUGCUGGAGGCGUACGAGGAGGGCCGUGAGUGCGUGAACUGUGGCGCCAACAACACGCCGCUUUGGCGUCGGGACUCAACGGGCCACUACCUUUGCAACGCAUGCGGCCUGUACCACAAGAUCAACGGCGUCAACCGCCCGCUCGUGAAGCCGAGCAAGCGGCUGUCGGCAGCGAGACGUCACGGGCAGUGCUGCACGAACUGCGGCUCGCGGAACACGACGCUGUGGCGGCGCAACAAUGACGGAGAGCCGGUUUGCAACGCCUGCGGACUUUAUUACAAGCUGCACGGCAUUAACAGACCCCUGGCGAUGCGAAAAGAUGGAAUACAAACGCGAAAACGAAAGCCGAAGAAGUCAUCGAACGGUGUAAAGCCUCCGCAAGAAACUGCUAAGAAAGAUGGUCAGAAUUCGCCGGGCAUCGACGAGAGCAAGCCCAGCAUAGCAGAGGUUCCGCUGCCACUCGCCGCAACAAUGUCGGGACACGCCGGCGCCGCGAAGUGCACGCGCGAGGCAGUCGGGCCCGCGCCGUCGCCGCACGCGCACGCGCACGCACACGCACACGCGCACGCGCACGCCCACGGGCAUGCACAGAACUCGCAGUACCCGUUGGGAAUCCCCUCCGCACCGGCCUUCCUGUCCAACCCCUCGCUCUUUAACAUCAAGAGCGAACCCAACGCCGCAACCGGCUAUGAAGGCUAUGGUUCCCACUCUAGCUCGAAUGGACCUUAUCAUUCGCAACAGCAUUAUUUGCAUGCACUACAGUACGGAUUAAGCAAUGGCGAAGAAGAGGAAGGCAGUGGAUUCUUACAUCAACGUAACGUGACCGCACACGCAAAACUAAUGGCCUCAACGUAGCACACAAGCGAAACACGCACAUCUUACGACGCCCGAAGAUGAUUAGUAUUACCGAAUGCUGUGUCUAGCCGGCUGUGGCGAGUAGCGUUUUCGAAUAACUGCCGAUCGAAGAACUUUAGAUCCCUGUUCGGUAACAAAGUAAAAAAUAAAAAAACAACGAGCAGGACUACACUUUACACGAAGUUACUUUGGAAGUUCGAAAGUAUGAAACACUUUACUAUGCGAAUUUAUUGAACAGUCGAUGGAAUAACGUUCAUAUUUUGUUGUAGAUAAUUAGCGACGUCAGCACAAUUAGACUCGAUGGUACUGACUAGUCAUUGUGUUUGUCUAGUUUUACUACAAUGUCAUAAUUAUUUUAUUUGUAUAAAUAAAUUAGACUAGAAACAGUUCAAUGAUGAUAAGAGAAACGUAGGUAUUAAUGUACUUAGUGUGUAAAUAUGUUUACGUUAAGUAUUUUCGACUGAAUAGUAGUCAUUGCCGUGUAUUAUAUCGUGGCUGCAUAGGGUA
Molecule: messenger RNA, 1882 nt
Organism: Vanessa tameamea
Lineage: Eukaryota; Metazoa; Arthropoda; Insecta; Lepidoptera; Nymphalidae
Product: GATA-binding factor A-like
Exons: 8
Coding region: 233-1375 (380 amino acids)
Biological process (GO): cell fate commitment; negative regulation of transcription by RNA polymerase II; positive regulation of transcription by RNA polymerase II
Molecular function (GO): zinc ion binding; DNA-binding transcription factor activity, RNA polymerase II-specific; RNA polymerase II cis-regulatory region sequence-specific DNA binding
Source: RefSeq, a predicted model, not a curated record